Messenger RNA from Engraulis encrasicolus (European anchovy), 6106 nucleotides. RefSeq names its product ankyrin repeat and SAM domain-containing protein 1A-like. The record is from RefSeq and is a predicted model, not a curated record. NCBI's taxonomy places the organism in Eukaryota, Metazoa, Chordata, Actinopteri, Clupeiformes, Engraulidae. The transcript has 25 exons. Gene Ontology annotation, molecular function: ephrin receptor binding. Gene Ontology annotation, biological process: ephrin receptor signaling pathway. The coding region runs from base 90 to 3494 and encodes 1134 amino acids. Gene Ontology annotation, cellular component: cytosol.
AUGACAACGAGACGGCGCUGCACUGCGCGGCGCAGUACGGCCACUCGGAGGUGGUUCGCCUCCUCCUGGAGGAGCUGACGGACCCCACCAUGCGCAACAACAAGUUCGAGACGCCGCUGGACCUGGCUGCCCUCUACGGGCGGCUGGAGGUGGUGCGGCUGCUGCUGAGCGCGCACCCCAACCUGCUGAGCUGCAACACGCGCAAGCACACGCCCCUGCACAUGGCCUCGCGCAACGGACACCUCAGCACCGUGGAGGUCCUGCUGGACGCCGGCAUGGACAUCAACUACCAGACUGACAAGGGCAGUGCCCUGCACGAAGCGGCCCUCUACGGGAAGACGGACGUGGUGCAUAAGCUACUCAGUGCAGGUAUCGAUGUGACCAUCGUGGACUCCAAGGGUCUGACAGCGCUGGACACUGUCAGAGAAAUGCCCUCCCAGAAGAGCCGGCACAUAGCCGCACUCAUUCAGAGUCACAUGACAGGAAACCCACCAGACAUGGCCCUGCCCCCACCCCCACCCCCACCCCCCCAGGAGAACCUCAGCCCCAGGAGGAAAGGUGAGGUGGAUCAGCAGGUGGAUGAUUUUAUCUCUGGUCUGGGUCGCGACCCCGAGGAGGAGAGUCCCUACGAGGCGCUGUUCGAGGCCACCUCAUGCCACUCCCUAGACAGCAUGGCCAGCGGCAAGUCCUCUGACAGAGACUCCGGACGGCCCGACAGUGAAGCUGGCAAGAAAGAUCGGUUACCUCCUCCAUCGCAGCCUGGGCCCGGCCACGAGGAAGAGGGCAGCUCAGAGGCGGUGUACACCAACAGCAGUAUAGACGAGAGGGCGGAGAUGGCGGACGAGGAGGACCACACCUAUGAGCUGCUGCUGUCCGCCGAGACCAAGGUCCCCUACCAGGAGCCACACGAGCCGUCCUCACAAGCCGAAGAGGAAUCCAAAUCCAAGUCUUCCCACAGUCAUCUACCUCAGCAGCGGAAACCGUCUGCACCCACUGACCUCCGUCCCCCCGCCCCCACCAGCGACACGCUGCACCCCCCUCUACCUGCCGUGGGGCCUGGCCGACCCAGAGGAGCUUCAGAGAACUCGCAGGUUGGUCAAGGCCCAGACCCAAACAGCGCCACAGGCACCGGCAGCAGCAGCAGCAGUACUAGCGUUCCGGAGGUGUUCACGGGCCUCCUGCACGGCUCCUCGCCCGUCUUCGAGAGCCGCGAUCUCCCCGUUCCGGUUCCGGAACCUUCAGGAAAAUUGGAAGCUGGAAUACCGUCAGCAGCGGCCGCUCCAGUCCCAGUCCCAGCCCCAGUUGCAGCAGCAGUAGCCUGCCCUUCGUCUUCCUCCGCCUCCUCCUCUUCCUCUCGGCCCAGAGACAAGGACCAAGCCUCUAAUUCCAACUCCAUAGCCGCCUCGUCAGCAGCAGCAGCCUCCGUCGCCAGGGAUACGGAGCAGGACGUUCCGAACCACCCGCCCCCUCCCCCGGCCGCCGCCGCCGCUGCCGCCGCCGCAGCCAUGUCGGCCAUUUUGUCCGACUGCGACCCCAAAGCCAUCUACGCCACUGUGAACAAGGAGCCCCAUAACAGGGACCCACACCACCACCACCAGCACCACCCCCACCACCACCACCACUCCCACCCCCACCCCCACUCCCAGGCCUCUCCUUCGGCCUCCGUGCCCACCCCCUCGCCCCGGAUGAGGCCGCCGGGUGAUCUGAAGCUGGCCCGCAGCCUGUCUAAGUCGGACUCAGACCUGCUGGUGUCGCCCCCUAGUGAGGAGGAGGGAGGCCUACUGGGGAACCGCAGCGAGUCCGUGUCCAACUGCAGCACCAGCAAGAGGCGUCUGGAGAAGUCACCCUCCUUCACCUCCGAAUGGGACGAGCAGAGACAGUGGCGUUCCAGAGUAAAGCCCAGGAGACCUCUGUCCCAUCACAGUAUCGAGAAGAUCAUGACACUGAUCGGCGCUGGCAUCGACUUCUCCAGAGACCACCAGCAGUACAGCGCCUCAGCAGGUGGCGCCGGCGGGAGCAGGCUGCUGGACCAGCCCGUGGGCGACUGGCUGGAGCACGUGGGCCUGCCGCAGUACGAGAGCAAGCUGCUGCUCAACGGCUUCGAUGACCUCCACUACAUGGGUAGCAAUGUGAUGGAGGAGCAGGACCUGAGGGAGAUCGGCAUCUCAGACCCGGGACACCGGAGGAAGCUGCUACACGCAGCGCGCUCGCUACCCAAGGUGAAGCCUCUUGGUUGUGAUGGCAGUACGUCCCUGUCCUCCUGGUUGGACAUGCUGGGUCUUCAGGAGUACCUGCACAACUUCCUCUCCAGCGGAUACCGCACCCUCGACUGCGUCAAGAACCUCUGGGAGCUGGAGAUUGUCAACGUGCUGAAGAUCACUCUGCUGGGCCACAGGAAACGCAUCAUCGCGUCUCUAGCAGAGAGACCCUACGAGGAGCCGCCCGUCAAGCCCCCACGCCUAUCGCAGAUACGGUGUCAAGACCUCGUGUCCCAGACCUCGUCCCCUCUGAGCCACAUGGACUCGUAUACGGGGCGCUCCAUGGACCCUCUGUUGCCCCUGGGGGAGUCUGGGAGGAGGCGGGCGGGAGCAGAACCAGACUACGACAUCGUACAGCGGCCGCGCAGCGAGAGGCUCUACUCACACGAGCGGUAUGAGGAGCGUCCCCGAGAGCCUCGUCUGACUCUGCGCCCCCCCAGCCUGGCGGCCCCCUACGCCCCCGUACAGAGCUGGCACCACCAGCCCGAGAAACUCAUCUUCGAAUCCUGCGGAUACGAGGCCAAUUACCUGGGCUCCAUGCUGAUCAAAGAGCUGAGAGGAACAGAGUCCACGCAGGACGCCUGUGCCAAGAUGAGGAGGUCAACAGAGCAGCUGAGGAAGAUCCCCACCAUCGUGCUCUCCAUCACCUACAAAGGGGUCAAGUUCAUCGACGCUGCCAACAAGAACAUCAUUGCGGAGCAUGAGAUCCGGAACAUCUCGUGUGCGGCACAGGACCCUGAGGACCUGUGUACCUUCGCCUACAUCACCAAGGACCUGCAGACCAGCCACCACUACUGCCACGUCUUCAGCACUGUAGAUGUGAAUCUGACCUAUGAGAUCAUCCUGACACUGGGACAGGCGUUCGAAGUGGCCUAUCAGCUGGCUCUGCAGGCCCAGAGGACCAAGAAGCAGCAGGGCAUGCCUGUGGGGGCGGGACUAGGGCCGGACAUCAGCGAAUCGGCAAAGAGCAGCCGGCAGCAGCAGCAGCCAACCAAAACACGCAGCAGCCUGAGAACGUCUGGUGGGGACUCCUCUCCUGUGCUGGACAGCCGCUGCUGUGUCUGUCACACCUGCACCACCCACAGACCCUCCUUCCUCCCUCUGCACCCCACCAGCCCCACAAGCCCACCUCUACAGGUGGACCCUAUGGAGCUGGAGGGAGACUCCCAGUCGCAGGGCAGCGCCACAUGGCUAGUGGACGCCAAGGACUCCAAGCGCACCAUCAGUACUAACUGAAGCAGUGUGGUGUGGUGUGGUUUUGGGAGAGGUGAGCGGUUAGGGUUUUUGGUUGGUUGGUGGGCGGUCGUGUCAGGGUAGGGGUUUUGGUUUCGACGGAGGCAGUGGGGAAACCAAACUACCUCUGACCGCAACCACCAUAAACCUCUUAACCCUCACCGACUGUCUGCCUCACAGUAAACGCCAUUUGACUACAAACACUGACACAAGUGGAGAUCCAUCCAUCCAACCAUCCAUCCAUCCAUCCUUCCAUGUGUCCAACCAACCAGCCAGUCAGCCAAUCAUCUCCCUCUUCAAAACCCCAGUUACUUUCUGUCAUUGCGUCCAACCCCAGCCACAGAGAACAAACCACAACACCAAACUGAGAAAGGAGCUGCCAUCUUGGUUACCCAGAAUUCCCUGGCCCCAAGGCACCUUCUAAGAAUGAACACUAACUCUGCUAUCCGUUGACCUGAAACCAUCCUUGCCACGCAGGAAAAACGACAGCAGGAUUCUCAACUGUCAUUGGUUGGCGUAACUUCUUAUCUUAUCACAGGCAUAUUCAUCUCACACUAUGUUUCUGCCUUCACUGGAGAAUGGACACAUGCACUCACCCUAAUGAUCGGGAGAAAUUAUCUUUUCUUUUUUUUGUCAACUUCCUGACCACAAGGGGGCGAUAUGAAAUAACCCCCUCAGGAUAUACUGUAGAAGAUGUGGGCAUUCAUUUCUUGCUAAUGUGAAUUAACAACCUGACAAUGUUUUGUUUUGUAGCAAUUAUACAAACAAAAUGCAACUCUUUCAAUAUGGAGAACAUUUUAUUUUGAUAGCCUACUCCAGGUGAAGAGAACUGUAGCUUGUGCAGAAUCUGUUUCCUGAGAUUGUAAUACCCAGAGGGGUAUACUAAGAAGCUGGUUCAGGAGUAAACCCCUUUACAGUAAGUUAAGACGUUAAUCAUCUAACAGAAGAGCCCGGAGUCCUAAUUUUUCUAUGAAAAUGCGAACUCCAGGCUCUUGUAUUAGAUGAUUUACCUCAACUUAUCCUGGUUUACUCCUGAACCAGCUUCUUAGUAAAGGCCCCGGGUGAAAUAGCUUUGGAAAAGACAAAGUGUGCGUAAUUUGGCCUCUGGCACCCAAACGUGUCCAUUUGUUUUCUUUUUUUUCUUCAAAGUCAGUUACUCAAAGAAAGGUACGACCGUAAAUCCUGUUUCACAACCUAGGAUUUGUUUUUCCAUCCCUGUCUAUGUAAUUGUGCAACAGUGGACUGGGAGUCUUAUUUUCUGAAAAGGAUCACUACAGCACUGUUAGGGUUGCCAACUCUCUGGUGGGAAAAUAAGGGAUACCUCAUUUGAGCCGGUAGUCUGAACUUUUCGUGAUGCAUUUUCCUGCAUUUUAACCAAAUUCUGUCCUGUUUCAGCUCAAUAUGGAACCGUACUUUUGUUUCAAAAUGCGAGCCGAUUCCGUAUUUGAAGGGAUGGUUGGCAACCCUAAGCACUGAAGCAAAGCCAACUUCAGUGGCAUCAGCCCUGCUAAAAAAUGUGUUUGUCGAGAGGUCAUCCAUCCAUCCAACACUGUGGUACACCCAUGCCCCAACUCUUUCCCAACCUCUGUAGUUAAACUAUUUAAUGUGGUCUUUUUUCUUUUAAGGCAUGAGAAACUGUGGUUGUAAAACAGUGGUCCUAAUUUUUUUAUGAUUUUUUUUAUGCAAAACCCUCUGACGCCACUGACCAACACGUCCUGGCCUAGUGCAUUGUGGGAGUUUUUUUUCAUUCAUAUAUAUAAUGAGGUAGCAGAGCUUUUUCAAGAGCAACUGGACAGCUAGCCCAGCUUUUGUCUUUUGUGGACGUUCAGUUUGUUUGACUGACCUAGAGGUCAGGUGUCAGAUUGAUGACGCUCAAAGAUGAAAUAUGGGCAAAGAAACAAAAAAAAUGUAAAACCCAAAAUGGGAAAAAACUAAGAACCAAGGACAGAGUUUUGUGGGAAAGAAAAAAAUAUGAACCGAAGCCAAACAAGUUCUUGUGGAUUAUGUGUCUUGAGAAUGAGAUAGUCCUGACGGAAGACUUGUUGUGAUUGCCUUUUAUUUUCGUGGUACGUUUUGAUGUAUGCGGUACUGUCGCACAGUGUUGCGAAGGCCCUUGUAUGGUCCUGAUGUUGGGGUUUGCACCUUUUGCAUAUCACCAUGGCAAUGCUGGUGGGACUGAUUAAAGUCUAUGGGUGACUAUGAUGAUGAUGACGAUGUGUGAUGCGAACAUUAAAUGCUAUCGGGAUUGUAAAAAAGCCUCAAGCGAUCUGUAUUUUGAUACUUGAAUGAUUCUGAUUUUAUAGAUAUCUAUAUAUAUAUGUAUAUGUAUGUAUGUACUUUAUGUACAGUCUGUAAUUUUUUUUCCUUUUCGUUCUUUUUUUUUUUGUCAUGAGCCGAGGGAUGGACAAAAUCUUUUUAAAAUGCGCAACAUAUCAUAAUAGCUAAUUAUUAACAUCCCACUGAGAGUAGCUUAUAUGCUCUGGUGGGUCUCACUACAGGAACUGAGAAGAAAGAGAGAUAGAGAAAAAAAGAAAAAAUGUAAAUAAUCUUGGGCUUCCAGUCUUUUUUAUGAUUAUUAUUUUUCAUAAUUGUACGACUAAUAAAUGAAGAAAUAC